AUGUCGACGACGGAGACUGAUGGCAACGCUGCGGACCUGCCACCCGCCAUGGACACGUUCCGGAACUCGGAGAUCGUGAUCAUGGAAGAAUCGGACGCCAAAAACACAAACGCGUACAUUGAUGCGUUUCAGCGGCGGCGAAAGACCCGCAUCGUUGCGAUAGCGGCCGGUGCUCUUCUCGUGCUGGGUGUGGCGGUCGCUGUGAUCUUGGGAGCAGACAAUGCUGCAGGUAAUGCCAACACCAGCAGCGACCAAAGUGGCAGCGUCCCCGCUGAUGCCGCCGUCUCUACAAACAACGGCACAAUCGUUGGUGGGAUUGCCACGUACUUCACACACCCGACUCUGCCCCCAGACAACUCGACCGCCGCCAUGGAACACGGCAACAAUCCGGGCAGUGUCGACGACAGUUUGAGCAACGGCGAACAGCAAACUGACUCCAAGUCUGCCGAUUCUUCGAUCGAUGCCUCCCGACCGCCCCCAUCGACUACCAGUCUGGACAACCCGAUCUCGACGACCCCCACACCUUCGUCUGCUGGGGUGAAAACGACACCCCCCGUUUCUACUGCAGUACCUCCAACCACGUCACCAGUUGUAACGAGCUCCCCAACGCCCGCCCCACCACGCCCAACGGCAGCCCCAACUCCGCCUCCUGUCCAGCCAACUACCCCCCCUACUCCACCGCCAACCCCCAGUACACCAUCGCCUUCGCAGCCCACGCCACCACCUCCGCCAACUGGAAACGACCUCAAGGCGCAGAUCGUCCGUCAAACAUCCAUCAUUCGAGCUGGCCACGGCCUCGGACCAGUGAGAUGGAAUCAAGACUUGGCCGUGAAGAUGCAAACGUGGGCAGACAGCUGUCCGCAAAGGUUCGGUGGCGGCCACGGCGGCCCCGCCGGCAACCAAAACUUGGCUGGGUUUGCCGAGUGCGGCAACAACUGCAUGCACGUGCCUGGCCCUGCCCAAACGUGGUGGGAAAGCGAGGAAGAGCUUUGGGACUACGACACAAACCAGUCAAAGGACGGGAACUGGGUCACGACCGGCCACUUUCAAAACUCGCUCGACCCUGGCGUCACUGAAAUCGCGUGUGGCUGGUCCACGUGCUUCAAUCCCAACGUCAACAAACAAGACUCGCUCGUGUGGUGCAACUACCUCGGUGCCAACAACGGUCGCAUCCCGCGCCCCAAGAUCUCCAAGGCUCAAAUCAAAGCCAACCUCAUCGCGUAACGCAGUAGUUAACCAGCUUGAAACGGUGAGCUAUGUU
This is a messenger RNA of Aphanomyces invadans, 1261 nucleotides long. RefSeq lists its product as hypothetical. The coding region runs from base 1 to 1224 and encodes 407 amino acids. The transcript has a single exon. The record is from RefSeq and is a predicted model, not a curated record. Lineage: Eukaryota; Oomycota; Saprolegniomycetes; Saprolegniales; Verrucalvaceae.